Linnemannia hyalina is the source of this 5490-nucleotide messenger RNA. The record is from the annotation of a GenBank genome assembly. Lineage: Eukaryota; Fungi; Mortierellomycota; Mortierellomycetes; Mortierellales; Mortierellaceae.
AUGCAGAACACACAACAUCAACACCAUCAGCUACACCCUCAACUUCUGCAACAGCAACAGCUGCAUCAGCAACAACAACUUUAUGUACAACAGCAGCAGCAACAGCACCAGCAACACUAUCAGCAGCAACAACAACAACAACAACAACAACAGCAACAACAGCAGCAGUGCCAACCUCAGCUGAUCGACGAUACCCCUGCGGCCAUCGGUCACCUGCCGACGAAUGCAAAGGCUGGUGUGCAGUACAGUGCAUUGUCGUCCAUCACGUCAACAGAGUCAAUUCUCCGCGACUUGCCGUCGUUGAGUAUUGCCUUCUCUGACUUCCGACUUCUACAACCAAAAGAUGCAACGGUCCAGAACAUGCUGGCUCAGCAAGGUCUCACACAACAUGCCUUCAACUUUCAAACCGAGUACCUGAAAACUAUCAUCUCGAACGCAAACGUGGACGACAUUCGGUUCAUGUCAGCGACGCAGAUCACAUCGAGCAGUGUGCCUUUCACACCAAACUACGACCAGCCUCUGUCUGGCCUGUCACAAACAGUCCUGGAUCAUUGCACAAUGUCGCGACCAUCAACUAUCCAACCCGAGGGCGAUUAUCAAUUACCCGUACUCGACCCUUAUGAUGCGCUCCUCGAGCUCCGAGACAGCGCGGUUUCGCGUCAGCAAAACACAGCACUUCGGCCGCAACAGCCGUCAAGGGCACUGGACGGCAGACAAGGAAGCGUGGAAGCGAGAGAUGUCAGUCCACCAACGAUGACCUCACAAAAGAGGGGGGCUCAGGAUACAACAGACGAUGAGCUCGACAUCCGGGCAAGGGCUCCUAAAAAGACGCCCUCUUGUGUGCCAGUGGAUCCAACAUCAGAGUUUGAAGACACUGUGAGCGAGUUCUUGGAGUCAGUCGAGAGUGCGGACGAAAAUAACGGCACUAGGAAACAUCUUUCGGGAUCUCAGCUGAAGCAUCUUGAUCGUUCGGUUCAGGAUUUGUCUAAGCAAGGACUAUUGAUUGAUGUGCAAAUCGACACCCUGUCGACGCUUUUGAAGUACCUCGAGUCAGCCAUGAACGAAUUUGACGCCAUCGAUGUGAUAUCCCUGUUUUCGGAGGAGUUUGCGACCGCUGGGGAGGAUCGCCUCAAUGUGGUUGAUCGUUUGUUCGAUAGGAUCUCAUUGUCUUUGGAGCAUGUCGUGCUGAGCCUCUCGAUCCUGAACGCAAGGGGACUUCAGCAACACUUGUUUCCAGAGGAGCUGCUGGUUGCAUCUCUGAGUGUGUUCAAGACCCAUGUGGAGAAAUUUCUAGUGCCGGCGCUGGAGUUCUCUAAGGAUGACAACGGACUGUCCAAGGGGUCUGGAAUCCUCAAGGCCAUCUCCGGAAACACCGCCCUGAGAUCGAGGUGGGUAUACAUCGGGCUGGCCCUGUUCUUUAUCGACACAUCCUCGGAGUUGAUGGUGGGGCUGACUGAAGCAGAGUCUGUCAAACAGUCGGGAUCAAGUUUACUGUGCAUGGUCUUUGCCAAGCAUUCGAAGCAAAGGACAUGGAUUCUGGAGGAAAUCCUGUCGUUGCUCAUCAAGUUGCCACACGGGAAGAAAGUGAUCAAGGGUUACAGACUUAUCGACGGCUCAAAGAUCCAUACUUCCUCGGCCUUGCUCAUGCAGUUGGUCCAGACAUGUUCGGAGAGUCCUCUCGUUGUCGAACCGCCAGCAGACUUUUUACAUCUUCAUCCUUCUACUCAGAAGAUCGAAUCUCGGAAGCUGUUGGACGAUGUGAAGAGGAUCAUAGAAGGUGCCAAGGCGAGCGUGGGGUACAUCUUCAACGUGUUGCUGUCUAGAUCUAUGAAGGGUACCAAGUCAUCAGUGGAGGCCGAUUACAGAACCGUUCUUGAUACUCUGGUGACGGAUCUACUCACGGUUCUCGGACACCCUGAAUGGCCCAGUGCAGAGCUCUAUCUCUUGAUCUUCAGCACAGCCAUGGCGCGAUAUAUCGACGAUACAAAAGCAGACUUUGCUGCAAGGACGAUGGCUGUCGAUACAUUGGGCCUGAUUGCGGCUAGGAUAAAAACAAUCUCGAACCGGAUUACAGUCGAUGCUUCAGAGCAAGCAAAGGCAUCAUCCAACGACGAACAGCAGCCUUUUUACGGAGAUCUUUCUAUCAACACCGCAAUGACCGAUUUGUCGUAUUUGCAGGCGAAUUACGACAAUGUGAUAGAGUACUUGGGGUCGAACGAGUUGAAUGACACCGCUAUCAGGGCAGCCAAAAACACUUGGAUCGGGCAGUGGAUUGCCGUCAUUUGCUCCGCAACGACUAAGGAGUACGAUGGCCGCACCUGGGGCGAGGACCAAUGGAACGCACUGGCGAUUGAGACGCUCAAGCUUUGGAAACUCUUCAACAGUCAAGAGCCGCACCCAAGAUCCGUACUUCCUUUGGCUAGGAAAUCGGUCAAACAAAGUGGGGGGUACCUCACAUCGCGCCAGCAGUUGUUUCUAUCAUUCGACAUGAUGUUGUCGCGUAUUCUAAGGGCGCUGGAAGGAGGAGCCAUCACACUACGCGCCAAAUCGCUGAGGGCUCUCUCGCUCAUUGUGACAGGUGACUAUGCAGUGCUGUCACAGCUGAACGUGCGCAGGACGAUUGCACUCCGCCUCCAAGACCAGAGCCCCUCUGUCCGCGAUGCUGCUCUCGAGCUGGUGGGCAAGUACAUGCUUCAGGACGCGACUAUCCGUAAAGCUUAUUAUGACAUCGUGAGCGACAGAAUCUCGGAUACCGGAUUGAACGUGCGCAAGAGAGUCCUCCGGUUAUUGAAGGACAUGUUUCACAAGGCAGAAGAUCCAGAUAUGUGCAACGACAUUUCGCAGAAACUCCUUCUCCGAGUGUACGACGACGAGCACACAGUCAAAGAUCUAGCGAUCAAGAGCGUGAGCGAGGUGUGGUUUAGUCCCUUUGUCAACGCAACUGGCGUUUCACAUGAAAGCCAUGGAGAUCACGCUGACGGAACAAAUCAUAUCGCACCGGUAACUCCCUCUCAGAGGCGCGAUAUCUCAAAGCGCUCCAGGACUCUUAUCGACAUGGUUGGGAAACUGUCGAUUCCGCAGGCGGAGGCAUUUGGCUCUGUUAUCCAGUGGCUGCUAAACAAGGAACGCAAGACCGACCAGUAUAACCUUUCUGACCCUCGGCAGGCAUUUUCGAGGACAUGUGCGGUGAUUGUCGACUGUCUCGUUGACUUGAUCCAAACAUUACAGGACGAGGAUGCACCCAAGUCACGGGUGGCUUCGGCUGUACACACUCUCCAUACAUUUAUCAAGGCGGAACCACGGCUCAUCGAGGCGAAACAUCUCAGCUCCCUUUUGGUGUAUCUCCACUGCUCGUCGACCUCUGAGGACUGGAAGAUCACCAUGUUUGUCCUUCGAAUCUUCCAGGACGCUAUUCCAGUUGUGAAGGACAUGACUCCAAACGACUCCCAGAUGGCUGAAAGGCUCUCUUUGGCCCUUGUAGCAAAGUGCCCUGUGGUUUUGCUCCCAGAAGCGGUCCAUGUCCUUUGCCUGACCGUGCGGACCUUGACCCUUCACUCUGCCCGUUUGUGCAAGUUCUUCCAGACGUGUAUCGAUCUCCUCAGCGCCGACGUUCAUAAACUCCGAGCCGGCACUGUAAUCCAGGACAACAAAACCCGGCGACUGAUGACUAUCGUUGGAUUGCUUUGCAAGCACUAUGAUUUCGAGAGGGCCAUCAAGGACCACCCAGAGGAUGGCCAUUUGGUGGAGCUCAAGGCCAAGAUGCAACCCUCACCGCAGGAAUACGUGUUUGUCAUUCUUUCGUCGCUCUGUGUUCACCAAUACUCAUUGGCCCUGCAGCAAAGCGCGCUUCAAAGCCUGGGCCAUGUGUUCAUGUCGUUUCCGAUACUGAUGAAUUCGUCAAGGAGUGUGAAGAUCAUGGACUCUGUCUUUGCUGGACAUGAGUUUUCGCUCCAGACAGAGUUGUUGCAGAUUUACACGGGCUUUCUCCUCAAGAUCCAGACAACGCCGACGUCUGAGCAGGGCAAAGGAACUGGAUACAGCCUUGUCGCCAAAGCAGAGGAUCAUCUUGAGGCGGGUAUCGGGAGCUCUAUUAUGCAGCGGUAUCUGGGCCAGAUCCUAAAGUGCGCGUUGGUGGCGGACGAGACUCUGCAGGUGAAUGCAAUCGAUGUGAUAACCCAGGUCACUCUCCAAGCUUUGGUCCACCCGAUGCUUUGUAUGCCAGUCAUUAUGGCACUGGAAACAAGCGAUGACGCCACCAUUUGUUCGCGUGUUCUCAGGAUCCAUAAGGACCUGCACCAGAAACACGCGUCACUAAUCUACGCCAAGAGCAUGGAGUGUAUCCGCACUGUCUACACGUACCAGACGAGUCUGCGCGGAUCAAAAGCUGAUGUCCAUGGAUACAAGCUGAUUGCAGAGACGGGCCAGUCGGUGGCAAUGAUUUGCCACAUGUACAAUCUGGUGAGCGACAAGCGGCAGCCCAGAAACACGUUACUGUCUGGACUUGUCAAGGUGCUGGAGGUUGAUUUGACAUCACCCGAAGUCGAGGUUGAGGGCACCUAUGUGCGAUUCAUUGCUGAAAACCUCGCGUACCUGGACUAUAGGACUAUGGAGGAGGUGUUGUUGGUGAUCUUUUACUUGAACAGGAUCAUUGCUGGGUCUGGCAUGACUUUGCUGCACAGCUUGACAGAAAUGUCGUCGAGAUCGAGAGCUUCGGUCUCUGAUAAUGAUUCGAUGGCGAAAACGUCGAACGACAAGACACCAAAGCGCGGCAAGAAGGUUGCUAACCAGACCACGAGUACUGUUAUCAAACCCAAGUCCAAGUCGAAGAAGGCGAACGCGCAGAACGUUGUGGGUCUAGGGGGUGAUGAUUCAGUGGUAUCCGAGUCUGGUGGAGAAGAUCAUCAUGAUAAUAGUCUUGAACCUGUUCUUCCAAUGAGAGUGAUGGCCAGGGCAAGUGUUGCGGUCGAGGCGGCGAUUCUUCUCAAGACAUGCCUGAAGCGGAUCUACGACAUCAGUGAGUUCAAAUGCCACCAGUUCCAGCCUUUGUCGCAUGCGACUCACAAGGAAAAGCCCGUGUUGCGACCUACGGGAACUGUGGCGAGGAUCCACUGGCAGUGGAGCGCAGAUCAGGUCGAUACUAUUUGCGAUCCUAGGAGCACCAAAAGCAACGCAGAAGAUAUGGCGAGGAACCAGCUUGGGCACUUUCUGGAGCUGAUUGAGGCGGAGUCUGUGCAGCAUAUGAGGGAUGACGAGAAGGAGAGCGCCAAAGGACAUCAUCAUCAUCGCCAUGGUCACGGUCAUGGUCAAGGAUUCUCCGGACCACACGCUUCGCGCAGUAGUCGCCCAAAUGGAGUGCAGCAACAAAUGCAGGAUAGGAGGGACGAGGAAGGAGAAGGCGACGAAGCCGACGCGGAAGAGGGAGAGGAGGAGGACGACGAGGAUGCGGAGAGCAGUGAGGGUGAUGAUGAUUACACUGGCGAAAACGCAUGA